AUGAGUGAAUAUGAGGCAACAGAUAAAGGGUCGCUAUCUGAGAAAGUUAUCUUGGAGUUUGCUGAACUGCAAAUCCAAUUCCAAACCAGAUUUGAUAGUAUCAAGCUGGUUGAUACCAUUCCUAAACCUGCUGUUACCGCUAAUGAACUGCCAAUUAAUAAUUUUGUGAAACCUCAGUUGCAGAUACCUACAUUUUCAGGCGAACCUCAUGAAUGGAAUGUUUUCAAAAAUGUUUUUGAUGCUGCUGUUCACACCAGUAAAGACUAUUCCAGUGAGGCCAAAUACCAUCUUCUAACUUCAUAUUUAAGUGGUGAUGCUUUGACCUUGGUUCAAAAUUAUGCCAACACCACUGAAUGCUACAAAGCUGCCUAUGACAGCUUGCACAAACGAUACAACAAUAUCUGGUAUCAAGCAUAUAGUUUAUAUAAUACCUUUGUUCCUUCUACUACUCUGGCUGAAACUUUGAAAAAAUUUUCUAUCGAGCUCAACUCAGCCAAACGAUCGCUAUUUAACAUGAACCUGAACCAAGCUGAUUUUUUGAUUACCAUGAUGUGCAUCCGCAAAUUACCGCUUUCUGUCCGCACCAAAUUUGGAGAAUCCAUACCAGAUGAUCAAGUUCCCACCUUUGACCAUUUAUUGAGUUUUGUGGCUAGUCAAGAAAAAUCUCUGGAAGUGACCGCACUAACCCGCAAAUAUGAACAAGUAAUUAGCGCCAGCAUUGAAUAUGUAGAUCCCGUUUCUGUUAAAGCUGAACCUAGCACAAGUAAUUAUCAACAGAGAAAGCAGCCCUUUUCUUCAACUAAAACUGGGUAUCCAAUCAGUGGUGGCAUUUGUGUUCUUUGUUCAGAAGGACAUCAAUUGUAUAGAUGCGACAUUUUCAAAAGAGAAUCUGUAUCCAAACGCAAUCAAAUUGUAAAGCAACACAAAAGGUGCUUUGUUUGCCUAGGGUCUCACCUGAAAGCAAAUUGCAACUCAACGAUUUGCUGCAAGAACUGCCGAUCUAAUCACCAUCAUACGCUUCUGUGCAACAACGCUAAUAAUCUUCAAUCAUUACUUUUUAAAGAACAACGCUCUGAACAUCGGUUUGCUGAGCCACACCAAGCACCAAAUCAAUAUGGACGCCCGCAUACCGGUACUAGCCGAAACGCUGCGCACCAUGCGCCUCCUCCUGGUUUCAACCCGCUACCUGUGCCGACUUUUGCCGCUGCCCCACCGCAACCGCCAGUAAGCUCUUAUCAUGCAUUUUCUAGCAGCGCACCAAACCUGGCUAUCAGCUCUAAUCUGCCUCCUAGUUCGCCGCCAGUCAACAGUUGUCCAUCUCCGCCCGUAAGUUCAAGCCCUGCCUCCAGUGCACAAUACGUAACAAACAGUUCUCUAUCUUCUAUACCACAUACUUUUAGUGGCUGCACUCAGGUGAAGGCCGUACAUGCUUCUGCUUUACUUGGAACUGCUGUCGUUACAGUCUUGAACCAAUACAAUCAACCCUUCUUGUUGCGUGCUGUGUUGGACUCUGGUUCCAUGCGCUCCAUUAUCACCACCCGAGCCGCCACCGCAAUGGGUUUAGUUGUUGUGCCCACUCAAAUCCAACUGAAUGGAAUCUCUGAAAAAAGGACAUCUGUCAAAGGCAUUGUGCAGUUAAGAAUAUUGUCAGAACCUCAAUUUGAUAUUGCUUUUUCUACCAAAGCUCUUGUAUUAGAUCAAAUUGCUGGCAAUCUUCCUGUCUUUCCGCUUCACCCCGCACUAAAGAACUCGUUUGCGCAUCUGGACCUCGCUGAUCCUAAUUUAGAUGAGCCUGCUGAAAUCGACCUACUGAUUGGUGCCGAUUUAUACUCCAACAUCUUUAUAUCCGCAGAAAAUUCCAUUAUUCCUGGUAACCCUGCCGCCUUUGCCACAAUCUGUGGUUACGUUUUAAGUGGUAGAUUGAAUAUUGAGGACUCGCCCGCACCGCUCAACGAAAUGCAGCUCAUUUGCACUAUGUUUACACAGGAAGCACAGCUCAACACCAUCAUGAACAAAUUUUGGGAAACCAAAGAGGCCAUCCCCGUUCGAAAAGAGUCAUCGCCCGAAGACGAGUUGUGUGAGAAACUGUACCAAUCCACUACUUAUCGCACCUCUGAAGGAAGGUAUGUUGUGGCACUGCCUUUCAAACCUGGCGCUCCCGCUCUGUGCAAUAACCGCAGCAAGGCAUACCACAAUCAGUUAGGACUACUGAAAAAACUGAGUCAAUCUGAUGAACUUGAAACCAAAUACUCUGACUUCUUGCAUGAGUAUCGUGACUUAGGUCACUUGAAAAUCGCUGAUUCCGCUGUAGAUUACAUCAUACAUCACGCAAUAUUCAAGAAAAACGACAACACUCAAAAAAUUCGAGUUGUUUUCAAUGCAUCUAGCAAAGACGCCAAUGGGCUCUCACUUAACGAUGUGUUGCUGCCUGGAGCUAAACAUCAAACAAACAUAGUCCAAGUGUUAACCCGCUUUCGUUCAUACCGCUUUGUCAUCCUUGCAGACUGUAAACAAAUGUACAGACAAAUCUUGCUGAGACCUGAAGACCGCCAGCAUCAACAUAUAUUUUGGAAACCCACCCACCAAGAAAAAAUUCAAGAAUUUGAACUGUUAACAGUUAAAUACUUAUGGAGUAUCUUCUAG
This is a messenger RNA of Nilaparvata lugens (brown planthopper), 2643 nucleotides long. RefSeq lists its product as uncharacterized. The transcript has a single exon. Lineage: Eukaryota; Metazoa; Arthropoda; Insecta; Hemiptera; Delphacidae. The record is from RefSeq and is a predicted model, not a curated record. Bases 1 to 2643 code for a protein of 880 amino acids.